This is a messenger RNA of Sceloporus undulatus (fence lizard), 1769 nucleotides long. RefSeq names its product chondroitin sulfate proteoglycan 4-like. The coding region runs from base 39 to 1769 and encodes 576 amino acids. Lineage: Eukaryota; Metazoa; Chordata; Lepidosauria; Squamata; Phrynosomatidae. The transcript has 3 exons. The record is from RefSeq and is a predicted model, not a curated record.
CCCCUCUUCCCCUCGGAGGGCGGGAGGGUGGUGCUGGCAUGGCCCUGGGCUGCCCAAGAAGCCCCCCCGGCCUCCCCUUCCCCCUGCUGCUGCUGCUGCUGCUGCUGCUCCUGCUCCUGGUUGAGCUCCCAGCCAGGGCUCUCGCAGCAUCAUUUUAUGGUGAAAGCUAUGUGCAGUUAAAAGUUGCUGAAUCCGCCUCUACAAUAUCAUUGAAAUUACGUUUUGUAACCAGUAAACCAGAUGGAUUGCUUUUUCUUGCUGCAGGAAAAGAUGCUUAUUUUCUGGUGGAAUUACGUUCUGGAAAUUUACAUGUCAGAAUCAAUAUUGGAGCAGGCGAGCAAGUUCUCUUUUCUCGAUGGAGUUCUCAAAUAAAUGAUUUAGUGUGGCACCUUGUAGAAGUACAUCCUGAAGGAAAUAAGAUUACUCUAGUUAUUGACAAAAAGGAUCAAGUUAGUGCAAAACUGCCUGGAGUUCUGCCUGAAAUAAAGCUUGAACAUGGUCUUUAUCUUGGUGGGAGUGGAAACCUUGAUGCUCCUUACCUCGAUGGUGUUCAAACUAAUUUCCGGGGAUGUAUUGAUGAUGUGAUAUUUAACAGCCAUGACAUCCUAACCUCCCUGAGACCUUCUUCUAGAUUUAAAAAUAUUCAUGAAGUGUCACUGAGCUGCAGUGAUGAAUUUUUUGCAAGUGAAGAAGAACCCAUUAAUUUCUUUAGCUCCAAGUCAUAUGUUUCUUUUCCUUUGUGGAAUGUCCAAGCAGGAGGAGUCUUGGAGUUUAUGGUGCAAACCACAGCUCAGAGAGGCUUGUUGUUCUACAGUUCUGGUCCAAUAGGAGACUUUGUUGCAAUGGAAAUUGAAAAUGGUCUCAUUAAAAUUCAUAUUGGAAAAGGGAAGGAUAGAACUCAGCUUUCUUCUCUCACCCCAGUCAAUGAUAACCGCUGGCACUCUGUUGAACUGAAAUUUUCUGCAAAAUAUAUCCAACUCAUGAUAGAAGAGGAAACAGUAAAAGCAUCUUUGCCCUCACAGAGUAAACUUCCUGUUCUUAAGGGGUCCCUUUGUAUAGGUGGAGUAAAUGAUGCUGUCCGGGCAGAAGUGCAGAAACUAGGGUUAGCCUCAGUUUCAGGGAGGUAUGCUGAAGGAGGAUCAUUCAGAGGCUGCUUGAGAGAUUUGAAAAUGGACUCGCAAAGGAAGACCUUGAAGAAUGUCCUUGUAACUAAGGAUAUUUCAGUUGGAUGCAAGUCAGAGAGCGACCUCACUCCAAAUACUAGUGUAGCAGCUGUUGGAACAGCAGCUCCAGCUCAUGAUAUUGGCACUGCAAUUUCCAAAUUCCAUGGGAAAGAGAGUCAUGACCAUUUUUUGAUUGUCAACAACUUAAUUGUCCCUGAAGGGGGGCAAGCAACUCUUGAAUCGAAGCACAUUAAAGUCAAUGUGGAAUUCAAGAAACUAGGCAUUCGUCAGUCACAGAUUGUUUUUAAAAUUAAAAACCAGCCUUCCCAUGGCCAUUUGAGGUUGAAUGUUGAGCCAGAGCAGGAAGAGUCCACAUUUACUAUGCUAGACUUGUGGCAAGGCAGAGUUUUAUAUGUCCAUGAUGGUUCUGAGGAAAGCUAUGAUUAUUUCACUUUCUCCAUUUCUACAAGCAGUAAAAAAGAGAUGCCUCCGUAUUUGAAAGGAAACAAGGAUUAUAUGUUUACCAUUACAGUAAGACCAAUAAAUGAUGCUCCAGAACUCAUACUCCCAAAUGGAAACUUGUUUUUUUCUCUUAGAACACUCUAA